This is a messenger RNA of Raphanus sativus (radish), 1086 nucleotides long. Its product is annotated as LOB domain-containing protein 37. Gene Ontology annotation, biological process: regulation of gene expression. The transcript is spliced from 2 exons. Bases 159 to 878 code for a protein of 239 amino acids. The record is from RefSeq and is a predicted model, not a curated record. Lineage: Eukaryota; Viridiplantae; Streptophyta; Magnoliopsida; Brassicales; Brassicaceae.
UUGAAACAUCACUUUCUUGCUCCCAAAGCAAAUCUUCUUCUUCUUCUUCCUUUGAGAUUCUCCAAGACACCAGCAAACAAACUAGCAGACUCUAUCGGACCGAGAACUAAAAGCUUAAAACCACAAAAAAAAAUUUUAAAUCUUGUCCGAAAUAAAUAAUGAGUUGCAAUGGCUGCCGCGUGCUCAGAAAAGGUUGCAGCGAGAACUGCAUCCUCAGGCCAUGUCUUCAAUGGAUAGAAACCGCCGACGCUCAGGGCCACGCCACCGUUUUCGUCGCUAAAUUCUUCGGCCGCGCCGGUCUCAUGUCUUUUAUCUCCGCCGUACCGGAAUCUCAACGUCCCGCUCUGUUUCAGUCUCUGCUCUACGAAGCUUGUGGGAGAACCGUGAAUCCAGUCAACGGAGCCAUCGGAAUGCUGUGGACGGGGAGCUGGAGUAUCUGCCAAGCUGCGGUUGAGACGGUGCUCCGCGGCGGUUCUUUGAGACCCAUCCCUGAGCUUCUCGCUCACGGCGGUGGAUUCGCGGGGUUUCCGUCGGUUACAUCUGAAGAGGCGUCUGAGAUCUGCACGGAGAAGUUGAAUCUUGGUUCCAGCGAUCGUAGCAUCUACCACCAUUCUAGAUUCUCAAGCUCUAGAUCAAGAUCCACUCUGGAUUCUCCUGCUAAGAAGCGUAAGCGAGUUGAGCUGGAUCUUUCACUGAACCCUGAUCUACCCAUUGAGACAGUUCCUUCUUCAACACGGCAGCGAUCAAGAACGCCGUCGAUGAACUCUGAGGAGGAGUCAGUGACCACGACGUCGUUUCCGGAUAACAAUGCCACUGGUGAGCGGUACGGAAACGGCGGAGGAGGAGAAGCGAGACAUCUGCUUAACCUUUUUGUUUAAGGAAACUUUGUCUGAUUUGAUUAGGUUUAGGAAAUGUAAUUUUACACAUUUUCUUCCCUCUUUUUUUUUUUCUUGUAUACAAAAAGUAUUUGGACCGGCGAGUUAACUAACUAUGCGGUUUUUGUUCUCUUGGGUUAGAGUGUUAUUAAUUAACCAAUGUUUCUCUUAACUUUAUUAGGUGAAAAAUACAAUGUCGACCGUGAUGAUC